Molecule: messenger RNA, 961 nt
Organism: Osmerus eperlanus (European smelt)
Lineage: Eukaryota; Metazoa; Chordata; Actinopteri; Osmeriformes; Osmeridae
Product: ELMO domain-containing protein 1-like
Molecular function (GO): GTPase activator activity
Source: RefSeq, a predicted model, not a curated record
GGUCCUGACGCAGUUCUUCGUAUUCCUGUACUGCAAAUGUCUGUGGCGAACCCUGAAGUUUGUGAUCCGGAAGGUCACCGGGCGAUGCGAACUGCAGCGUAUCUGCUACAGUAACAAACCGGGGGCUCGCAGGACCCUCAAGAUAGAGUCCUCUCUUAGGUUUUCUAAGAAUGAGCUCCUCCAAUCUGCGGUCAGUGUACAUCCAGAUUCAGUGGAGAAGACUAUCGAUGACAUCAUGACCCUGAAAAAGAUCAAUCCCGACACAAACCCACAGUUGGGCAUCUCUCUCCAGGCUAGCCUCUUCCAGAUUGUGGGCUACAGGAACCUGGUGCUGGAGGUGGAGAAGCUACGUAGGGAGCCGUAUGACUGUGAGAACGCAGAGCAUGAGGAAAUGCUGCUUAAGCUGUGGAAGGCCCUGCGGCCUGAAACUCCACUGACUGGACGCAUCUCUAAGCAGUGGUGUGAAAUUGGUUUCCAAGGCAGUGACCCGAAGACCGAUUUUAGGGGCAUGGGCCUCUUGGGACUGCACAACCUCCUAUACUUUGCAGAGCAUGACAAGGCUGCGGCCCUGCAGGUGCUUCACGACUCACUGCAGCCCAAGCAGAGCAAGAUGAGCAAGGCAGAGUGGGAAAAGAAGAAGUUUGAUAAAGCGAUCGGAUAUUCCUUCGCCAUCGUGGGCAUCAACAUCACUGACCUGGCCUACGCGUUGUUGGUCAGCGGUGCCCUGAAGACCCACCUGUACAAUGUGGCUCCAGAGAUGCCAGCCUCAAACUUCCAGCAGACCUUCUGUUACCUCAUGCAGGAGUUCCACAAGUUCUGGACAGAGGAGGACCCCUCCGACAUCAUGGAGUUUAACCGUGUCCGUGCCAAGUUCCACAAGAGGGUCCUGAAGCAGCUGAAGACCAACAUGACCCUGUGCCCGCACUUCGCUGCCUCCGACCUCCACCUGGUCAACCUGUAG